Molecule: messenger RNA, 713 nt
Organism: Ziziphus jujuba (common jujube)
Lineage: Eukaryota; Viridiplantae; Streptophyta; Magnoliopsida; Rosales; Rhamnaceae
Product: putative calcium-binding protein CML19
Exons: 1
Coding region: 127-549 (140 amino acids)
Molecular function (GO): calcium ion binding
Source: RefSeq, a predicted model, not a curated record
UAAUCUUUCAUACAAUCCCAACUCUGAGUUUUUGUUUUAUCUGCUAGUUUUAGCUUACGAACUUGGUGUCCAUAUUGUCCAUUAAAGACUACUAUUUUUCAGUUUUCGUAAAUACCCAUUCGUAAAAUGAGCAGCUACAAACAAUUAGAGCGGGUUUUCUGCUUCUUCGAUGAAGAUGGAGAUGGAAAAGUUUCACCCAUGGAGCUCAAGAAUAGAUUGAGCUUGAUGGGUGGAGAGCUACUGCUAAAAGAGGUGGAAGCUGCCGUGGAAUCACUGGAUUCAGAUGGAGAUGGGUUAUUGGGUUUGGAUGAUCUUGUUCAUCUAUUGGAAGCAGGAGAAGAGGAAGAGAAAAUGAAGGACUUGAGAGAGGCUUUUGGGUUGUAUGAUAUUGAAGGUUGUGGUUAUAUUACUCCCAAAAGCUUGAAGAGGAUGCUAAGCAACUUGGGUGAAUCAAGAUCAGUUGAUGAAUGCAGAGGAAUGAUCAAACAGUUUGAUUUGAAUGGGGAUGGUUUGCUUUGCUUCGAAGAAUUCAGAGUCAUGAUGCAGUAGAAGAUUUUAUUUAUUUAUUUUUUUGGUAAUUCUUGUUGUAUAGAGUGUCAAUGAUGAACUUCUUAUUAUUUAUAUGUUGAUGAUACUGUAUUUCCAUGGUCCUGUAAUAAUCAUAUAAUUCUUUUGAUUCAUUUAAUAAACAUAUAUGAUUCUUGUUGUUCUUU